AGUCGAUGGCAGUCUCUCAAAUCAUCGUGAAAGCUAAUCCUGGCGUCUCUCAAAUCAUCGUGAAAGCUAAUGCUGGCAUAAACAAGUCGAUGGACGUCUCUGAAAUCAUCAAGAAAGCUAAUGCUGGCAUAAAAACGCCCCUGAUCCACGGCGACAUUGUACCAAAUUUAAACAGGAAUGCCGACCCCUGCGUGACCAAAGGCUGCUUGUGGCCCAAAACUGGAAGUUACGUCUACGUGCCCAUCACCAUCGGCCCUGAAUACACCACCGCAGAGAGCAACAUCAUCAUUAAUAGCCUGUUGACCUUCCAUCAAUACACCUGCAUUCGCUUUGUCUGGCGUAGUACGCAUCAGGAUUACCUCAGCUUCUUCUCUGGAAAUGGGUGUUGGUCCUACGUGGGCCGUCAGCGAGGCAGACAGCAGGUCUCCCUGUUGAAAAACGGUUGUCUGUACACAGCCACGGUGCAGCACGAGGUUCUCCACGCUCUUGGCUUCCAUCACGAGCAUGUCCGCUCCGACAGAGACUCUUACGUCUCCAUCCUCACCGCGAACAUUCAGCCAGGAUUUGAAUCAAACUUUGUGAAGGUGGCAACUAACAACUUGGGUACUCCCUACGACUUCAAAUCUGUCAUGCAGUACGGCAAAUACUCCUUCUCCAAAAACGGCUUGCCAACCAUCACCGCUAAGGCGAAUCCUAACCUUGUGUUUGGAACCGCCGUACAGAUAAGUGCCAAUGACAUCGCCCGCAUCAACAAGCUGUACAAAUGCUAAAAUCUUCCAGAAGUUGUUUCAGCUUGUUAGAACUGAUGGAAGAACAUGUUGGGGAUAAAUGCAG
Perca flavescens (yellow perch) is the source of this 834-nucleotide messenger RNA. RefSeq names its product high choriolytic enzyme 1. Gene Ontology annotation, molecular function: metalloendopeptidase activity; zinc ion binding. Gene Ontology annotation, biological process: proteolysis. The transcript is spliced from 8 exons. The record is from RefSeq and is a predicted model, not a curated record. NCBI's taxonomy places the organism in Eukaryota, Metazoa, Chordata, Actinopteri, Perciformes, Percidae. Bases 6 to 770 code for a protein of 254 amino acids.